Molecule: messenger RNA, 3479 nt
Organism: Hemibagrus wyckioides
Lineage: Eukaryota; Metazoa; Chordata; Actinopteri; Siluriformes; Bagridae
Gene: glsa
Product: glutaminase a
Exons: 18
Coding region: 238-2076 (612 amino acids)
Biological process (GO): L-glutamine catabolic process
Molecular function (GO): glutaminase activity; protein binding
Source: RefSeq, a predicted model, not a curated record
AAAUGAGUGACACCUGAUUCAGCCAAUCGGCGACGCGAAUGGACCGACGCAAGCCAAUAGAAAUACGAGAAGGGCGUGCGCGCGCCGAUCUCCUCCAGUCAGGAACAUCCUAGCGCGCCGAGCCGAGCCGGAGAAAGCCGAGCUGGAUUAAUCGGAGGGGUUUUAGAUUCAGUAUCAAGAGAGUUCUCGUGAUUUCCGGUUGCAGAGAAUAAAGACCGUGAGCAGCGCGAGACUGUCAUGUUGCCGUUCAGGUGCUCGCUAGCUCUGAGGGAGCUGCUCAAACCGAACCGGACGAGUCCGUUAUUGUGCGGUAUCGCCAGGGAUAAUACCACACGAGCCGCUCGCGACAAUGUCACAUCAGCCACGGGGACGGAGGCGCGCGCGCCCGCCCGAGGAUGCCGCCGUUAUCUGUGCACGAGCGCCGGUCAACCGAAAGACGGCAAAGAUGCAGCCAACGAGAAAAGGAAGGCAGGAAUCCUGCCCAGUCUGGAGGAUCUGCUCUUCUACACCAUUGCUGAGGGCCAAGAUAAAAUCCCAGCACACAAGUUUACUACGGCGUUGAAAGCGACAGGUCUGCGUACAGGAGAUCCUCGUCUGAAGGAGUGUAUGGAGAUGCUGAAGAUCACACUGAAGACCACGUCUGAUGGAGCUCUGGAUCGACACCUCUUUAAAAAAUGUGUCCAGAGCAACAUUGUGCUGCUCACUCAGGCCUUCAGGAAGAAGUUUGUGAUUCCUGAUUUCCAGUCGUUCACAUCGCACAUAGACGAGCUGUACGACAGUGCUAAGAAGCUCUCUGGAGGACAAGUGGCAGACUACAUCCCCCAGCUGGCUAAGUUCAGUCCUGAUUUCUGGGCCGUGUCUCUCUGUACUGUUGAUGGACAGAGACACACCGUGGGAGACACCAAAGUGCCCUUCUGUCUGCAGUCCUGUGUGAAACCUCUGAAAUACGCCAUCGCCGUUCACGAUCACGGCACCGAGUACGUACACCGCUUCAUCGGGAAAGAACCCAGCGGACUGCGCUUCAACAAGCUGUUCCUCAACGAGGACGAUAAGCCACACAACCCGAUGGUGAACGCCGGAGCCAUAGUGUGCACCUCACUCAUCAAGCAAGGUGCCAGCAACGCAGAGAAGUUUGACUAUGUGAUGAACUUUAUGAAGAAGAUGGCAGGAAAUGAGUAUGUGGGCUUCAGCAACGCUACGUUUCAGUCUGAGAGAAUGUCCGGAGACAGAAACUUUGCCAUCGGCUACUAUCUAAAGGAGAAAAAGUGUUUCCCAGAAGGCACAGAUAUGACCUCUAUCCUGGACUUCUACUUUCAGCUGUGUUCUAUUGAGGUAACUUCUGAGAGCGCUAGCGUGAUGGCAGCUACGCUGGCCAACGGAGGGUUCUGUCCAAUCACAGGUGAGCGUGUGCUGAACCCUGAGGCUGUGAGGAACACGCUGAGCCUCAUGCACUCCUGCGGCAUGUACGACUUCUCUGGCCAGUUUGCCUUCCAUGUGGGUUUACCGGCGAAAUCAGGCGUGUCUGGUGGUAUUUUGUUGGUGGUUCCUAAUGUGAUGGGGAUUAUGUGCUGGUCUCCUCCUCUGGACAAACUAGGGAACAGCGUCCGGGGCAUCAAGUUCUGCACGGAUCUGGUGCAGCUGUGUAAUUUCCACAACUAUGAUAAUCUGCGUCACUUUGCUAAGAAGCUGGAUCCUCGGCGAGAGGGCGGAGACGAGCGGGUGAAAUCUGUAAUUAAUCUGCUGUUUGCUGCCUACACAGGAGAUGUCUCUGCACUGAGGAGGUUCGCUCUGUCCUCGAUGGACAUGGAGCAGCGGGAUUAUGACUCCAGGACGGCGCUCCAUGUGGCUGCUGCUGAAGGUCACGCCGAGGUUGUACGCUUCCUUCUCGAGGCCUGUAAAGUGAACCCUGUACCCAGAGACAGGUGGGGGAACACACCCAUGGACGAGGCUGUACACUUCGGUCAUCAUGACGUUGUGACGAUUCUGCAGGAUUACCACAACAAGUACAGCCCUCAGGAGACCUGUGCCAACGGGGACAAGGAGACGGCAGAGAAGAACCUGGAUGGCAUGCUCUGAGACUGUGUGUGUGUGAGAUGUUCCUGAUGAUUAUAUCAGUAGACUCUGUGUAGGUAUGUGAUAGUGUUUUGUGCAGAAGUGUGUAUUUAUAAUGGAUCUUGUUACACCUGUGUGUGUGUGUGUUUCCCCACUAUGUGCUCCAGGUACGUAACCUGUAGGUGAUGCUCUACAGGGUUGCCAGAUUGGUGAAAUACUGCUCAGUGUCAUUUCCGUCUCUAUUUAAGGGCAAACUUUGAAACAAACUUCCGCUCGGAUUUCAUUACUCUGAAGUAAAAGAGUCUAAAAUACUUCAAUCUGGCAACCCCACGUGACGUUCACACCCCGUUUCCCUUUACUGUGGGCGUGUUAUUUAUUCCACACACACUCUGAAUGUGUUGUAUAUUAUGUAUAAGUGUAGUGUUUAUUAUUGGGAAAUAUUUAGUGUGAUAGUUUUUUAGAUAGUUACAAAAAAAUCAAGAUUUUAGAUUGAUUUUUUUUUUUAAAGAAAUGAUAAAUCAGGUCCAGGCUCGUGGCUGAGCUUUUCUUCGCUCGCCUUGGUGUUUGCCUUUUGAAUGGGGUUUAAAGGGUUAACGGUAUAGAUAUACGGCAGCGAGCACUAACACAAUAUUCCACGUGAAGCAGGGACGUCACAAAACAAAUCAUGUAUUCUAACGCAGUUGAAUCCUCCUACUGAUCGUCCAGUUCUUUAGGACGUUCCUGCAAAUUGACACCAAGAUUCAUGACCGUAAAGACACGCCCCCUUUUCCACGGUCAUGUGAUCACCUGUCCGGAAAAUUUCCGAAACGCUCACAUUAGGCUGAAUAAAAUCCAGUUUUAUCCAGUUUGUUUAGGAGAACCUUUAAAGGUUCCACAUAGAACCCUAGAAGAAACCCUUUUCCAAACUCUUCUCCCAGACACACAACAAUGGUUUAAGCCAUAAAAGUGUAUCAGAUUCUACAGAUUUUAGUGUAAAAACUACCGCACCUUUAAAUUCCUAUUGACUUUGAUGCGUCUUCUCAUGCUCCACUGAGAGUAGUGUGCCUGAGUAGUGUGCUUGACCCGGCUCUAACGGGUUCUUACACCUGUGGAGUGUGUGUGUGUGUGUGUGUGUGUGUGUGUUGUGAUCUACUGCAUUUGUGAUUGUUUAGCGUCUGAUUUGUAUGGGAUGCUUUGUUUUAUUCGCGUGUGUGUGUGUGUGUGUGUGUGUGUGUGUGUGUGUGUGUAGGUGGUUGUAGUGACUGAGGUCAGUUCUGAAUGCACUGAAGUGAGACAGGUGAGUUUUAGGGACCAGAUAAAUUAACGAGCGCAGGAACCAUGUUGUGAAGACCAAAUCAGAUUCACAAGUUUGCUUACUUAGUCAUCUGUUUAUUUAUUUAUUUAUUUAUUUAUUUGGAAUUUAGUGACUUGAAACAGAAAACCCAAAA